AUGGGGAUCCCGUUCCUCACAAAGCAUAUUCUACCUCACGCAGAUCGCGUUUCCUUUGGCAGGGAGAGCAAAUCAAGCGGCCUUCCUUGUAUGCCGUCCGUGGUCAUUGACGGCCCGAGUCUGGUAUAUCAUGUCUACUAUCGGCUGCUAGCUUGGCUUGACGCCCCGCCUACUUGCAAAGAGGUCAGCAAGGGUGUAAUUCUGUGCCUUCAGCAGCUAAAGGACCACGAGGUUCAAAUACAUCAAAUAUGUUUUGACGGCGCCCUGCCCCUUUCCAAACGGGAUAUACGGCUUUCCAGGCUUGAAAAGGCCCGCCAGCGCCUGGAGAUUUGUCGUCAACGUCCAAGACCGCCUUACGUCAAUAAGGGAACCGAAACAGCCACGAUCGAGCCCGCCUUCUUGUGGCAAGGCCAAGAGAUUUCCUCUCAAUGGAAAGACAUCCCAGAAAGCCCCUUCAUGGUGCCCACUGUAUUCAAUGAUCUCCGCCAAUGGUGGAAUGGAGAACGUAUCCAGGCAGAGUGCGAUACCUUUCAUCACACAGAAACAGGGUUUCCUUGGGCACGGUUAACAGUCAUGGUUUCUGGGGAAGCAGACAUCGCCUGCGCCGAUAUUUCUAGACGUACGGGUGCUGCUGUGCUCACUAAUGAUUCAGACAUGAUAAUUCAUGACCUGGGACCCUGCGGUGCUGUGGUUUUCUUGAAUACCAUGUACUUGGUUGAAACACAUAGUGAUGAUUCCCUUUCACUGGCAGAGCUUCGAGGGUCAAGAAUACAGCCCAGCAGCAUUUCCGGUCGCUUAGGCAUAUCGGAUAUCAGACGAUUUGCCUACGAAUUGAAACGUAGCCCCCGAGGUCAAUUCACAGAUAUUUUACGCCGAUCCAAUGAAGCCGCUGAUUCAGGGGAGAUUCCAAGGGAAUUCAUGCACUUCCUACAGGAAUACUCUCCUACAGAUGGUGGGUCGAGCGUGGGUCACCGUAGGCUACAUCCUGCAAAUCUCGACCCCAGGCUAUCUGAAUUGUACUGGCAAUAUGAACAGCCCGAGCUAUUUCGUUCACCGGAAGGGCCACACGUGUACCUAGGCAUGUUGUUCGAAGAUCACUCAAGGAGAUGUGCUUGGGAACAAGGGCGCGCAUACCGGGGACUGGGAUAUUCUCUGCUCAAUUUAUCUCAACCGCAGUCCCACCAAUGCCCAGUGGUGCAUGAAUUUGUGCGAAGAGGGAAACGUAUCGUAUCCGAACAGAUUACCACCGCCAGCAAGGAAAGCGCAACCGACAAUAUAGGCCUAUUUCGGGAGCGUAUUGCUCUGACUCGGGCCUCAUUUGGAGCUGUUUCCGCGAGUCAAUUCUGGGUACUAUUUGCCCUGUUGGAUGUAUACUGUGAUUCACUUGGUGCAAGCAUGUUACCACGUUCCAUGCAUCUCCAACAUUUCCUUCAACAUGGGCAGCUAGGUUGUCGUCUUGAGUGGGCAGAUGUGCAUCUGAUGGCUCAAGUCCAUGCCGUGCUCUAUUCACUGAGAAUAUUGAAGUUGUGCCUUCACGUAUACGAGAGCCAGAGCGGCUCGCCUCGUUGGCUAUGUAUUUUCUCCGACUUCCCUCCGCUACAUGUCCUCAUGGGAUCGUGGAAAGAUAUGAUAGAAGGAUUUUCCAAGGAUGAAGCCGCUCGCCUCGCUGCUAAUCAAUUAUUCCAAGCCCACAUGGACUAA
This is a messenger RNA of Penicillium chermesinum, 1701 nucleotides long. RefSeq lists its product as uncharacterized. NCBI's taxonomy places the organism in Eukaryota, Fungi, Ascomycota, Eurotiomycetes, Eurotiales, Aspergillaceae. The transcript is spliced from 2 exons. Bases 1 to 1701 code for a protein of 566 amino acids. The record is from RefSeq and is a predicted model, not a curated record.